AAGAAAAAGAAGAGCAUGAAAGAGCUUGACAAGAAGGACUUUGGGACUAUUCUAGACGCCUUUACAGAGAAGGAUACCAAACCCCUUCCUGAGCCUGUGGUUGUUCAGGCUGAAACUGCCCCAGCUGUGGGGCAAUGGAAACCCAUUAAUCCAGAAGCAAAGAAGCGGUACGAUAGGGAGUUUUUGCUGGGAUUCCAGUUCAGCAGUGCCAGUAUGCACAAACCAGAAGGCCUGCCACUCAUCAGUGAUGUUGUUCUUGAUAAGGUGAAUAAGACUCCACUGCGUCCUGCGGACCCGGGUCGACUAGUGAAUGUUGGUACUGAUUUCACUCCCUCAUAUUUGGGUAACUUAGGAAGCAGAUCAGUGGGAGGACCACGAGGCCCGCCUCCAGGACCUCGGCGUUCUCAGCAAGGUCAGCGAAAGGAACCUAGGAAAAUCAUUAGUAGCAUGAAUGAGGACAUUCAGCUGAACAAGGCUGAAAAAGCUUGGAAACCAUCUUUGAAAAAGUCCAUGUCACGUGGCCGUGGAGACGAGGCUGAAGAGGAGGAUGCUGAACAAAUCAAGACUCAAGAGGUGUUGAACAGACUGUGUAGUAUCCUCAACAAACUGACCCCUCAGAAGUUUCAAGAGCUGACGAAGCAAGUGCAAGAACUGCCGAUAGACACUGAGGAGAGACUGAAAGGAGCCACUGAUCUCAUCUUUGAAAAAGCCAUCAUGGAGCCCAACUUUUCUGUAGUUUAUGCCAACAUGUGUCGUUGCCUCAGGGGGUUAAAAGUCCCUACUGCAGAAAAGCCAGGAGCUACCGCAAACUUUCGCAAACUUCUGCAAAAUCGCUGUCAAAAGGAAUUUGAAAAGGAUCAAGAUGAUGAAAUAUUUGAGAAAAAACAGAAAGAAUUGGAUGCUGCAAAAGAAGGUGAAGAAUGUGAUCGUUUGAAAGCGGAGCUAGAGGAAGCCAGAGAUAAGGCCCGACGGCGAUCACUGGGAAACAUCAAGUUCAUUGGCGAGCUUUUCAAACUGAAAAUGUUGACAGAAGCCAUUAUGCACGACUGUGUUGUAAAACUAUUGAAGAAUCACGAUGAAGAAUCUCUUGAGUGUCUAUGCAGGUUGUUGUCUACAAUCGGCAAAGACCUGGACUUUGAAAAGGCAAAGCCCCGCAUGGACCAGUAUUUUAACCAAAUGGACAAAAUCAUAAAGGAGAGAAAGACCUCGUCAAGAAUUUGUUUCAUACUGCAAGAUGUCUUGGACCUCAGAAGGAGCAACUGGGUGCCUAGAAGAGCAGACCAGGGACCUAAAACAAUUGACCAGAUCCACAAGGAGGCAGAGCUGGAGGAGCACAGGGAGCAGAUAAAGGUCCAGCAGCAGCUUCUAUCCAAGAAGGAGGGCGGAGGCAGAAUGAGCAUGGGUGGCCGAGGUCCUCACACUCCCGGGGGAGGCAGGACCAGCCAAACCCAGGACGAAGGAUGGAACACUGUCCCCAUUUCCAAGAACAGACCUAUUGACACCACCCGUCUGAGCAAAAUCACGAAGCCUGGUGCGAUGGACUUUAACAAUCAGUUGUUGGCUCCAGGUGGUAAAGGGAUGUGGGGUAGCUGGGGAAAAGGUUGCAGUGGAGGAAGUGGAACUAAACCAUCCAGUGGAGAACAGGAUUCAAGUCGUCCUGCCACUAGCACACUGAACCGUUUCUCAGCCCUGCAGUCUGGGUCUUCAUCAGAGUUUGAUCGCCGAGUUCCUCAGAGGUCAAGCUCCAGUCGGGAACGAGGGGUUGGUGACAGAGAUCGUUUUGACCGCUUUGAUCGGAGGGAAGGAGGUGAUGGUGACAGGAGCAACCGCCCUGAAAUCACAAAGAGAAGCUUCAGUCGAGAAUCCCAGGAGCGCAGCCGAGGAGGAGAGGGACGCAGUGCUGUGGAUUCUGUUCGUCGUGUGGCCAGCAUGACAGACGAUCGAGACAGGGGCAGCCGCGACAGGGGCAGCCGCGACAGGGGCAGCCGCGACCGAGGGAGCCGUGACAGGGGCAGCAAAGAUCGUGCUUCAAGUAAAGACAUACAUUCAGUUAAGCGUGAAAGUGCCCCAACGCCACCUCCAUCUAAACCUGCUUUGUCUGAAGAAGAGUUAGAGAAGAAGUCAAAUGCCAUAAUUGAAGAAUACCUCCAUAUUAAUGACUUGAAGGAAGCAUUACAGUGCGUUGCGGAGCUGAACAGUGCCUCCCUGCUUUUUGUCUUUGUACGGGUCGGUUUGGAAUCGACACUUGAUCGCAGCACCAUUGCCCGGGAGCACAUGGGACUGCUGCUGCAUCAGCUGAUCAAGGCCGGGAAUCUGCCUCCGCAGCAAUACUACAAAGGGCUGCAUGAGAUCUUAGAAGUGGCAGAGGAUAUGGAAAUAGAUAUACCUCACAUCUGGCUUUACCUGGCUGAGCUCAUCACCCCUAUGUUACACGAAGGUGGGCUCUCUAUGGGACAGCUCUUCAGGGAGAUUUCAAAGCCUCUAGUGCCUCUUGGGAAGGCGGGUGUGCUCCUGGUACAAAUCUUAAACAUGCUUUGUAAAGGAAUGACCCCCAAGAAAGUUGGGGCUAUGUGGACCGAAGCUGGGUUGAACUGGAAGGACUUUCUGCCCAGUGAUGAAGAUGUUAACAAAUUUGUAACAGAUCAGAAACUGGAGUAUACCUUAGGAGAAGAGGUGGCAUCAAAAGACAGCAAUAAAAAAGUUUUCACUGGAGAGGAGCUUAGCAAACAACUGGAAAGACUCCUUCAGGACAAAGCUGACAACCAGCGCAUCCGUGACUGGAUUGAGGCCAAUCUGGACGAACAGCAGACCGCAUCAAACCUGUUCAUUCGUGCAUUGAUGACAUCAGUCUGUCAGUCUGCCAUCAUCUGUGAUAACCCGUACAAAGUGGACGCAGAGCAGAUUGGUCAAAGAGCCAGCUUGUUGCAGAGAUAUCUUUAUGAUGAACAGAAAGAGCUGCAGGCCCUUUAUGCCCUUCAAGCACUAAUGGUACACAUGGAACAGCCUGCAAACCUGCUACGCAUGUUCUUCGAUGCCUUGUAUGAUGAGGAUGUGAUUAAAGAGGAGGCCUUUUACAAAUGGGAGUCCAGUAAAGACCCAGCAGAGCAGACGGGCAAAGGUGUGGCCUUGAAGUCUGUCACAGCAUUCUUCACCUGGCUCCGUGAGGCAGAAGAGGAGUCGGACAAAGACUAAAGACUAUAAAG
Messenger RNA from Boleophthalmus pectinirostris (great blue-spotted mudskipper), 3203 nucleotides. Its product is annotated as eukaryotic translation initiation factor 4 gamma 1-like. Bases 16 to 3192 code for a protein of 1058 amino acids. Lineage: Eukaryota; Metazoa; Chordata; Actinopteri; Gobiiformes; Gobiidae. Gene Ontology annotation, molecular function: protein binding; mRNA binding; translation initiation factor activity. Gene Ontology annotation, cellular component: eukaryotic translation initiation factor 4F complex. The record is from RefSeq and is a predicted model, not a curated record. The transcript is spliced from 20 exons.